This is a messenger RNA of Candida tropicalis MYA-3404, 1179 nucleotides long. RefSeq lists its product as uncharacterized. NCBI's taxonomy places the organism in Eukaryota, Fungi, Ascomycota, Pichiomycetes, Serinales, Debaryomycetaceae. Bases 1 to 1179 code for a protein of 392 amino acids. Gene Ontology annotation, cellular component: endoplasmic reticulum. The record is from RefSeq and is a predicted model, not a curated record. The transcript has a single exon.
AUGAAAGUUGCCAGUGUAUUAAGUUGGUCUUUGUUAACCAUACCUACUGCAUUUGCGUCACAAUCUUCAGAAAAGGAAGCAAUUGUAUAUCCUUUGAGUUAUCCAAAUGAUAAGCAAGUCAAUUUGUCCAAGAAAGAAUCAUUAAUUUAUAUUAAUACUUUCUUAAAUGCAGACCAAUCAUCAACUAAAUUGAAUGACAAUGAUGAUUUAAUUGAAUUAAUCAAUGGUUUGUAUUCAGGUUCUUCACUGGCACAACGUAGCAAGAUUGUCAUUUCUGUCAAGGGAGAAGAUUUGGAUCUUGACAAACCAUCUUUUAAAUCCCAUCACUUGCCACAAAAGAAAGUUGCCAAAGCUAUUAAUCAUUUGGCUGGUGAAAAAUUUAGAUUAACUCCAGAAAUGACUUAUGUGACUGAUGAUAAUAACAGUGAAAACUCAAUUGUUCAAUUUUUCAAAUAUUUUGACCAUAGAUUGGAUUCUAUUUGGAAAAAUUUCACUGAACAUCAUAAACAAGAAAUUCAAGGUUACUCUCCUACAAAUGAUAAGAUUUUCAUUAAUGAAUUAUCACAAUUGAUCCAUCUUAACAACCGUGAAAUUGACAACAGAAAUUGUGGUUUAUUAGUUGACAAUAUAAGACACUCUUGCGAGGGUCCAUCUGAAGUUUUCUUUAUUGAAUUAUCAUCUUUGGUUUCUAUCAAGAGAAAAAUCGGUAGUGAUUCACAAACAUUCAUUCAUUCAAAACAAGUCUUGAUCAAUUUAAUUGAAAAAUUGAAUGAAAAAUAUGAUGUUUUGGUCAUCUCAUAUCCAAAUUCAAAAGAUUUACCUCAUUUGAAUAAGAGAACAAUUGAGUUAUCUUCCAGAUCUUUCCAAUACGGAAGUGAAGAUGCUUGUGAAGUUGCCACCAACAGUUGUAACUCACAUGGUAAAUGUAGACAAAAUGGUGAAUAUUGGUCCUGUUUAUGUGAACCUUCAUUUAAUAAAACUACUUCAAAAACUACCACUUGGGUUGGCUAUGAUUGUUCUAAGAAAGAUGUUUCUGUUGAAGCUAAUUUGUUCCUUUGGACAACAAUUGCAUUAGUUGUUUUAUUGGUUGGUGGUAUUAAAUUGAUGUUUAGUAUUGGCAACCAACCAUUACCUGGAGUUUUAGAUGCUGCAACUGUUCCAAAGAAAGGUAGCUUGUAA